UCUCUCGUCGAACUGCUAGCCGACUGUGUGUGUUGUUGUUGAAGCAAUGAUGGCGGCAGCGGGAUGCGGAUCAGCAACCGCGGCUGCCGUAGGAGGCCCAGGUGGAACCGCUACGGCCAGAGGUCGUUUCCCCGGUCGGCCGUGGUCGUCACGCAGUCGUUUGCGAUCAGAGAAACGGUGGCAACUGGGACGAUCGGGCUCAGACGGCGAUGAUGUGACUAACGGAGGGCCCAGGCCCGCAAACCUGGUGCUGUCGUUAAACGAAGACCCGUCUCACUUGCGCUUACUUGGAAUAGAGGCGAGCCACCAUACCCUUGGCCAGGCUGGAUACAGCUCUAGUGGGAGUGAAGAGGUGAGGUCCCAAACCGACCCAGGAGGAGAUGAUUUCAGAGGGUUUGAAGCUGAGAGAAAACGCUCCAAAGGACCAGUUUUGUUGCGGAAAAACCCUUCUAAAGGUGAUGCUGUCAACACAAAAUCUAAACAACAAAGUGAAAAGCUCCCGCUUCAAAUGCCAGCAGUGGAGGCAGAUAUUACCCCACCUGAUUCUGUGAAGGAUGUAAAUUCUUUGGAGAAAACACUCUGCUUAUCUCCUGAAGCAGAGGCUGCCAAAGACUGCAGGAAAGGUUUGAAAGGAAAAAACACUAUGUCCACUAAAAGCGGAGCCGCAUCAGCAGCACCAAGGAUUACUAUAAAGUUGGUGGCCAAAAAAAAAAAGAAAGCUGUAAAGGAGCCUCAUAAAAAAUCUCCAAAGAAGGUGAAGAUAAAGGGAAUCCAGGAUCCGCCUAAAGCCGAGGACAUUCAGGGCGACCAGAUUUCUAGUGCUCACGUCAAAUUAAAAACGGAACCACAAGAGGAUAAACACGGCACCGAAGAUAAGGGGGGGGGGACUGAACCCGCAAGAAGGCGUGGGAGAUCAGCUACAAAGAAAACAGACACUGUCUGUCAAGAUGUGGCUGAUGAUCGAACAUCAAAAGAGAGAAAAUCACCUGAUCAGUUUGACACUGUAAAGGAGAGCGGCGCUGUGCAGCCCAAAACCAACGCAAAGAAAUUAAAGCAUACGGACAUUGCGACGGAUACGAGUUCUGAGGUUAAUCAACAAGUAGUUCGUAGGAGCAAUAGAGUCACAAUCCCACUAACUAAAAAAAUCCUAGACAGCGCAGCUGAACCAGAAAGUCUGAGCUACAGUGCUGGCAUUCUGGUGGAAUCAAAGCCAGAAGUUUCUCAAAAAGUGGAGACCAAACCACAAGUCAGAGGUGACGGACGGAGGCAAAGCAAGAGGCUGAAUAAGGAUGCUACGGUUCCUGAAAACCAUGGUACAUCAUCCACAGAGACAGAUCCUUUCUCUGCAAAAUCCAGGGAGUGUCUGUCUCCGAAGAACGACGAAAUGCGGGUACCAAGUCUAAAGUUGAUGAAGAUCAGAAACCCCAAAUUUGAGGCACAGGCCAGUGGGAAGAAUUUGACUCGAAAGAAAAGGCAGAGAAAAAAAUUUGUCUGGGCUUUAUCAUCAGUGAAAGGAGAAAGUCCAACACAGGGUGCUGAAAGCACUGUCAAAAUAACAGAGAAGACUGUCCGGGAAGUGGAUCAGUCCACGUUCUGUGACACCAAUAUCAAGAAGAGUUUAAAGGUAUUGGAUAAGCAAUCUAAACUGGAUAACCCAGCACAACAAGAGAGUGCAAGUGUGGACAGUAAUGAGACGAGUUCCCAAAUAAAGGUCGAUGUGUUUGAGGAAAAGUCUGACUUACAAGUGGAAGUUGAAGUGGAACAGGUAAAUGAAACAACGCCACAAGAAAUUACUAAAACGGAUUGCGUGAAAGUUCCACCCCUUCAGAUCAAAAAGGUCUCCUCUCCUGGGAAACAUAAAAGCUCAAAGCCGUCCUUUUUGAUUCAGCAAGUUAGCCCCGUGUCAGAAAAUGUCGAGGAUGUUAUCAAAGAUCCAAGUGAAGUGCACGAGGACGAGCCGGCAUGUCUGGAUGACGCGGUCACACCAACUAGGAGACUGCGGCGGAGGACAGCAAGCUUUGAUUCACCACCAACGAAGUCGGCCGCUCAUAAACCAGUGACCACACAGAAACGAAGGCUCAGAACAAGUUCACAGGAUAAAGAUCGGCCGCCGGAGCGCGUUGAGGAUGCUCUUCAGGCUUCAACUGACGAGUCCAGUCCCCUUGGUCUUCCUACAAAAGGCUCGCCGGAUUUGCCCGAGGACCCCUCGCUGGUGACUAAUUUGAACUCUGCUGAAGUUCCCAAAAAGGACUCCUCAAACGUGGCUGACGAGCCCCCACCUCUGGCUCCGCCAGUUGAAGUCACUCCAGAGGAGAAGGAGAAUGAGGUAGAACCACAGAUCGAAGAGGCCAAACCGGUGCCUGUGCCUUCCAAACCAAGACGAUGUAGAACUAUAAAAACGGGGAAAAAGAGAUCCGCUCAAAGCAAGGCGGCCGUCGUCUCAGCUGAAACUGCAGUCCCCGCCGAGGUGGCUACUGUUGAAGCUACUAUCACAGAGUCCGUUGUGGUAUCAGAAGUAAGUCAGUCGGAAGCUAAAGAGUGUACCCAGCUUGAGCCGCAGCAGGACACCGUGUCAGUGGAAGAAAAGCAGAUGUUGUCAUCUGUAAAGGAGGAAACCGAGAUUCAGCUGAUAGAUAGUCAGCAUUCUGUGGUGGCCGGAAGUCAAAUAAUUGAUCCAAAACCGCUGUGCCUUCAAAAAAAAUCCCACAAAAAAGGAAAUAAGAAGCGUAAAAAUGUGAUUGGGCCGCGUCCGAAACACAGGUUCAGGAGCAGAGACGGAAAGUUUGCUCCACUUAAACUUUCUGAAAGUCAGAACAUGUUUGAGGGGGACGUUGACAUUUCCGCCCCCGUGGAAGCUGCAUCACCAACUCCCAGCACUAAACUUGUUGGAGUUCAUAAAAAACACAAAAAAAGACCCUCGGGCCUUCACGUAAUGGAAUCCAAAAGACUGAAACCACCGUGCAAAAUAAUCUCUCAGCUGAUGGAAAUGGGGCUUAAUGAUAGCUUGAAGCAGGAAGAAACGGACACUUUAGUCGACAGGAGACAAGCGGAUGUUGUUGAUUCCCAACCCAGUAAAUCAAAGUUUGUGAAAAACAUCAAGCACUUCAUUAUGCCCGUUGUGAGUGCCAGAUCCUCACGGGUGAUAAAGACCCCACAAAGGUUUAUGGAUGACGCCGGAAUGUCGGUAUUGCCUCGAAGAAACUCUCCAAAAAAGGGUUUCCAAUUUGGCCUGCAAAUGCGUCCAGCAAAGGGGCGAGACGAUGGGAUGGGCAGAGCGAUAUCCCCUAUCCUGCCCAUCGACGAGGAGGAUAUACUGAGUGAAGCGCAGUUGGAUAUGGAUCUGUUUUCAUCUCAGGACCUCGAUGAUGACAUUGAUCUAGCCGAAAGCCUGUUUUCUGACCGAAUAAGUGGCAGGAUUGAGAAUAAGUCGUCUAUGCUGAAGAACUCUACUUUCGAGUGGCACGUGCCACGAGAGUCCAGCGAGGACUUGUACACACUGGACAAAACGUCAGAGGACAAGUGUGAGGAUCUGUAUUUAUCCACAGCCCUCGAAAAGCCCACAGAAGCAUCCACUGACCUGCUGGAUGUCCCGAAGAAGAAAAGUUUCCUGAAGUUUAAUAAACAAGCAGCUAAGCUCAGGAUUUUUCAAAGGCUCAGGAAGGCACACACAGGACUUCCCAAAAGCAGAAUCCCAGCUGAGACCGAUUCUGUGAGUAAACCCCUUCAGCCACCUGUUGACUUAGCAGAGGGACUCGACGACGAGGCCAUGAGCAUCAGCCUCAGGCAGCGGAAUACAAACGCAGGGAAGGACAAAUCCAAGCUCAAGAUAGAAGACCUUGACUCUCCUGGAGUCGUGAGAAAAGUCUCUGUGUGUGUUCGGACUUUGAACUCCAAGUCUCUUGCAUUUCAGCAAGGUGAAAAGGGGGGUCCAGGGGGGAAAGACCCCGGGCAAAUUCACUUCGGAGAGCUGCAACCAGAACAGAAGUCCGCUGCAUGUGAAGGCUAUUUUGGAUCUGUGGAGAAGGGAGCUUCACAAAGAGCGCGCCUCACUGGGGCAAAUAAACGAAUGUUCAAUCUUCUUCGGAAAGCCAAGGUCCAGCUCAUGAAGAUUGACCAGCAGAAACAGCUAAAGUCAUCUGGGCUGUUGAGCUGCGGCUCGAUUGGUGCCAGAUCUCGAGAUGUGAACUCCAAAAGACAAAGGAGGAAGCAGAGGGUUCAGCUCAAUGCUAAUGUCCCAGUCAAGACUGAGCCGUCUCUAGGACAAGCGCAGCUCCUGUCCCCGCUGUGCCAGGAGUUCCGUAGAGCAGGAGGUCCACGUAUCAAGCAUGUGUGCCGUGCUGCCUCCGUGGUGCUGGGGCAGCCUCGGGCCCUCGUACCAGAUGACAUUCCAAGACUCAGCGCCUUGCCUUUGCAUGAAAGAUCCGGCAUUUCCCCUUCGGACAUCACUAAAGAUAUUGGUUCUCCCUCUGAAUCAGACAGCCCUGAAAUGUCAGAUCCAAAGUUCAUCAAGGCCAAGAAGCCGUCGCAUUUUUCAAAGAGGAAAGGACUCGGACCAUUUGGGUAUCGCUCUCGGAGGUGUGGCGUAUGCAAAGGCUGCAACCACGAAGACGACUGUGGCGAGUGCAUGAACUGCCUGGACAAACCCAAGUUCGGUGGUCCCAAUACCAAGCGACAGUGUUGUGUGUAUAAGAGAUGUGAUCAAAUUGAGGAGAGAAAAGCACGCCGGCUAAGUGGAAGAACUGCACCGAAAGGUGCCUCUAAACGACGGCGAUCCUCAUUCGGUCACUCGAGCAAUGAUGAAGGGAACGAGGGUGGUGCGGAUUCACCAUUUGGUCUCCAAGGUGACGGCCACAGUCCGUCAGUGAGGAAGCAGCCCAAGCGUGUUGUGAAACCCCGCGUCUACUUUGAUCUGGUGGACUAUGACUCAGAUCUAGAUGACAAAGCCGCCUCGAGCUUCGCCUCGCCGGGCAGGAGAAGAGGCACCGGGUCCCGUUUUAAUCAAGACUUUGUGUCACUGGAUGGGUUCCUUGGUGACAUUUCAGAUGAAGAAGUCCGACAUCGAAAGUCCAGCUCUCACCGUGUACCACCUCCUCGACCUCCUCCUCGUAAACCCGAGAAGGGUCUCUCAUCUCAGGGUGCUUUGGAGCAGACUCCCCCCAGUGUCCUGGCGGCGCUCGCCCAUGGCUUCGAGCAGAGAGACACUGAAUCUUCUAAGCCUUCUCAUAAAAUCAGGGUUGACUUCAAGGAGGACUGUACUUUGGAAAAUGCCUGGAAUAUGGGGGGUUUAAGUAUAUUGACCUCUGCACCGCCCACGCCUCCAUCUGUCUGCUUCCUUUGUGCCAGUAAAGGGCAACAUGAGAUGCUGUAUUGCCAAGUAUGCUGUGAGCCCUUCCACGAGUUUUGCCUCGAUCCAGCGGACCGUCCCUCUGAAGAGAACAAGGAAAACUGGUGCUGUCGUCGCUGCAAGUUUUGCCACGUGUGCGGCAGGAAAAACAAGCCCUCAAAGCCAUUGUUGGAGUGUGAACGAUGCCAGAACUGCUUUCAUACUUCCUGUCUGGGACCCAACUAUCCAAAACAAAACAAGAAAAGGAAAGCUUGGGUUUGUAUGACAUGCAUCAGGUGUAAAAGUUGUGGCGUCACACCAGGGAAGAGUUGGGACACCGACUGGAACCACGACAAAGGACUCUGUCCAGACUGUUCGAAGCUCAACGAAUUGGGUAACUACUGUCCAAUCUGCUUCAAGUGCUAUGAAGACAAUGACUAUGACAGUCAAAUGAUGCAGUGUGGCACCUGUAACCACUGGGUACACGCCAAGUGUGAGGAUCUGACAGAUGAGCUGUAUGAAAUCCUGUCCAGCUUGCCAGAGAGUGUGGUGUAUUCGUGCCGGCCGUGCAGUGUGACCCAGCCCAGCGCUUGGAGAGAGCUGCUCUAUAUUGAGCUCAGGUCGGGGGUGGAGAAGGUGCUGGCUUGCCUGCUCUCCUCCACCCUUACCCAGCACCUUGUUGCCUGCUCACAGUGUGAGAAGUUGGUUGAUUCUGGCAGUGCAUUAGAGGGACAGCCAGCGUGUGAUCUCCGAGCCGUUGGCAAGAAGUUUGACAGAGGCCUUUAUACCACUUUGAAAAUGUUCCAUGAAGAUGUGGUUCAGGUUGUGCGAAAGAGGCUUGAGCACGAGGAGGAUCUUCCAGAAGAGCAGAGGCCUACUGCCCUGGCACGCUCUUACUACUUAAAGCUCCUCGAAGAAGUAUUUAAUUGGUUCAACAGCCAAGACCCAAAGGUGUGGAACUCUUGUACCAAAGAAUUACCCAUGGGCAUGCUUUCUCACGCUGUCCAUCCUCCCACAACGGAGCACGUCUACGCCCAGUUUCAGGAGAGGGAGGACCUCUCAUCUCGGGCUCCGCUGGGGCUCCUGCAGGGCGAGGAUAGACAAAGCUUGAUUGUAAAGGAGGAAGAAGCAGUUUCUCCGUUGUCUGGGGAGCCAAUCAGCCAGAACUACUUCAAAAGCAGCAAGGCUGUCAGGCUUAAAUUCAAAGGGAAAAGGGGACUCCUUUCAAAAGCUGAUUUGGACACUGGAUGGACCAAGGAUGAUGAGAGACAGUGCUCUUUGUGCCAAAAAUAUGGAGACCUCAAACCUAACGACGCGGGCCGGUUGCUGUACUUGGGCCAGAAUGAGUGGGCGCAUGUCAACUGCUGUUUGUGGUCAGCUGAGGUGUUUGAAGAGGACAAUGGCUCGCUGCUACACGUGCACAGUGCUGCCACAAGGGGCCGCUUGAUGCGGUGUGAACGCUGCAACCAGACGGGCGCCACAGUCGGCUGUUGUCUGACAUCUUGUCAAAGCAACUAUCACUUCAUGUGUGCCCGCUCCCGUCACUGCGUGUUCCAGGAGGAUAAAAAGGUCUAUUGCUACAAACACCGACAUCUCAUCAGUGGCAAGAUGGUUACUGGUCAGGAAUUUGAAGUCAACCGCAGGGUGUAUGUGGACUUCGAGGGGAUCAGCCCCCGCAGAAAAUUCUUGACUGGACUGGAACCAGAAUUAAUCAACGUGAUUAUUGGUUCCUUGCAGAUAGAGCAACUGGGUGUGCUGACCGAGCUUUCGGCUAGCAAGGGGAUACUGUUUCCUGUGGGUUUUAAGUGUUCUCGUUGGUACUGGAGUACAGUUAAUCCAAUGCGCCGGUGCAGAUAUACAUGUACAGUGCGAGAGGUUCGGCCAGUUGUCCCAGAGAAGCCUGUAGAGGAGAUGCCUGACCAGGGAGACAAUAAUACAAUUGUCCACAGUCCCUGUCCACUAUCUGAUUCUGAGGCCCAAGAGAACGACAUAACGGAACCCCAGCCCCCAACAGAGGAGACCUUUAUCCCAGGACCCACCUCCAAGUCAGAUCAUGGAGCAAAGCCAAAGAUUCCCCGAAGACCUACUGGAGGAAUGUUUCGGCCUCUUCCAUCCCCAGGAAUGAAACAGUUGAAACCCCACCACAUAUUAACCAUAAGUGAUCUGGAGGAUACGCAAAGGGUUCUUCGCCACAACCCGCACUUUCAACCAACAGGCCUUCACAGUCACAUGCCCCCCCCUCCUCUGGGUCCUCUGACCGGACCAGUUACUCUGCGUGCCGGAAAGUCUUCCGUUCCCACUUCCCCGCUUCUCCCACUCGGCGCUCCAGACAACCUGAUAAAUUCCCCAUCGUCCCGCUCAGUCGCCGGUAGAAACGCCUCCUCGGUCCGAUGCCCUGGGAAUACGAUGACCCAUUGUACGUCAUCUCUCUUCCCUCAGUCGCCCUGGCAGGACAGCGCAGCGAGCUUUCCCUCGCCAAGUCUAUCUUUCUCCCCGACGAUACCACAUCUACCCAGAAAUCGCUUGUCGUUUGAUCUGAACCAGCCAGAUUCAGUCGAGGUGCCGCACAACUUUCUUGCGUCCCCAGAACCUGAAGAUGUCUCUCCAGCAAACGGCACAUCACCACAGGGGGAUGUAGAACAACGGAAGGAAGUGGAGGAAUUUCCCUACAGUUCUUUCCUCAAGGAUUCCAACGUGAGUCUGGCUCAAGAGAUGAGGACGGAGCUGGAGAUUGAAGAGACCCUCCUGAACGAAGGCGUGGCGAUGAACUGUGGGGGACAAAUACUGGUGGGCGGUGACGAUCGGGAGGAGUUUUGGGAAAGAGCCCAAGAGGUACACAAGAGGAAGACUCUAGUUGCCAACCUGCCGCGGUCUGCAGCUUCGGCCAGGGACGACUUAAGCAACACGUCUUCCGAUGAUGAUAUGGAGCACUACUUUGACUUCUCGCGGACGAUAGUCAGCUGUCCCGCAUCAAAGGAUCAUUCCAAAUCUCCCUCCUCCCCUUCCACCCGUUCUAUGGCUCAGCUAGAUGGUGUCGACGACGGUACAGAGAGUGAUGCAAGUGUAGCCACCACCGAGGUUGCCCAGAAGGUUCAGGAUGGUAGUAAAGCUCCGAUACAAGCCCAACUCCUUAAAAAUACCCCUGAAUCGAACACUACAAACAGCACACAGGGUGUCCAGAGUCUGGGCCCCAAAGCAUCAUCCAAUGAGCAGCGCACAGAUUCCUCAGCAGUCACCAUGUCGGUGGCCAACAAAAGUCAAACCUAUGAUUCCUAUCAAGAUCCACCAAAAUCCCCCCCACUCAAUUCAGAAGAUUUAUUCCAUGGUUGCGGUUCAGGAUUUACAUCUGAAACCUCUUUUGUUCUUGAGAGAUGUGAAUCUCGUCUGCAUUCAGCGGAGAUGCUAGAAGGCACACUGCUGGAGACCCAACAAUAUGAAGCUGGAAAACCCCAGAGCUGCGAGACGAACAGCAGCCAAUCCACCGUGUUUGUGAACCACCUGGCAGCAAACACGAUGCUGCCAUCAUCCGCAGAUUCUGCCGAUAAGAGUCAGGACGCCUUGCUUGAGCUUCAGCCUUCCCCUGUGAUGUCUACAGAUGUACACAACCCCUCUCAAGGCCUCCUCGACUCUCUGCAGAUUUUUUCCAGUUUACCGGGUUUCAGUAAACCUCUAACAAACAUUACACUUCAGCCGGUAACAUCCUCCCAAGAGUUAACCUUCCCUUCCACGGGCCACUCGUCUGCUAACCUAACCCCCCUCGGCCCAGUUGUUGACGUGACACGAACGCUGCUAAACGCCACCCCUCAAAACGACCCGGCGCUAUCGGCUCUGCCAGGCGCUGGUCCCCCACCAGGAACCUGUGGAACGUUCUCCCUGCCCAUCUACUCCACACAGCCCAUGUGCUCGACAGCCGUCACCAUUGUUUCCUCCUCUGCGUCGAUGGCGUCUCUCUCUGUGCUUUCAAGCCAAUGCUCAACCGCUCCGACGUCAGUCCAGACCGCCGCGGCCCCGCUCAUCCUAAACGGUUACAGCUCUUCGUCUAUGCAGAAGGAUGCGGCGUCGGGUCACACGAUCUCCAUCAACUUCUCCACAUCCAGGCCAGCUCUAGAACCUCAGCAGCCGGUGGUUCCCCAGGCUUUACCUGGACAUGCUAUUCUCACUGUGAAGGAGGUGGGCGGUCCCAAUGUAGACCCAACACCACAUGUCCUGCUGGUGAACCGCCUCGGGCAGAUCUUUGUGAAGAACCCUGAAAGCAACACUUUUCAGCUUCCCUCUCCCAGCUCCUCUUCGUACAACUGUGUCACUCAGAUCGCCAGCCUCUUGCAAAGCAACGCGCUGUCUGCGACGCUAGCAGCCGCCGGUAAUAUGACUCCACCUGCCACGGCGGCCACUCCACCCUCGGUUCAGAGUCCAACCACAAUUGCGCAGCUGCUCACUCACAACAGCAACGUUGCAGCGACCUCAGUUGAUGUCAAGAAGCCAAAAAAGAGUGCGAAAACACCAAAGCAGGAAUCCGCUGUGGAGUUGAAAAAGGCAAAGAAAAAGAAGGAUUCUGGUGUUUCCAAGAAGUCCAAGUCAUCUAAGGUGUCAGCUCCUCAACCCGGUCUGCCCACUGAGAAUCAUCCCAUGACUCCUGCUGAAAGUGCCCAGGCCAUCAUCAAUCAAGCAAUGGCGAGUAAUUACACGCCGAAGUGGACUGGGCUCCGCACACUAAGCCCUUCCUCGCUGGUUUUACCACCUGGCCUAUUAAUUGAACCGGAGGCUCCAGCGUUGUCUCGUUCUCCACCAUUAACACCGACGGCAGCGGCAGCUCCGGCAUGCCGACCUCGCACGCACGUCCGCAUGAAGAGAGUGUCUUCGCUUUCAGACCGCAUUGUCACAAAGAAGUCUAAAGUAAACUUCCUGAAACCAGAGCCCCCCAGUGAGGACGAGGAGCAGCGCAGGCCGCUCUUUCCGAGCCUCUCCAGCAGAGCUUCAGGGGUCCGCAUCAAGACCCCCACAGUGAAAGAAGUGCUGGACCUGGACCGGUUAAAGGAGGAGCAUUUAAGUGAUUCUGAAAGCUCAGGAUCGGAGCCGUGGGACUACAUGUCUCAGGGUGAACAUGGCCAACCGCAAAUAUGGGAACCUGUGGGACACAGCACACUGACUGACUGGAAGAAAUACUCUGGGGCCGCUUCCACCUCAGAUGACGAACCACCAGCGUCUGACGAGGAUGAGGAGUUUCCAACUAACCGGGACCAGCCACACUUAACAUUCGAGAUAACCAGUGACGACGGUUUCAGUGCAGAAGCAGACAGCAUUGAGGUGGCAUGGAAAGCAGUGAUCGAUGGGGUGCAGGAGGCGCGAGCUAUCGCGAGGUUGAGACCUCUGACCUUUCAGAGGCUCACCGGCGCCCACAUGCUGGGUCUGGUCCGUGAUGCAGUGGUAUUCUUGCUGGAGCAACUGCAAGGAGCCCACCGCUGUCAGCGCCAUGCCUUCCGAUUCUUCAAACAGUUCACGCAGGAGGACGAGCUCCCUGUCAACCCCAGUGGCUGUGCUCGCUCUGAGCUGUAUCUCAGGAAGUCGACGUUUGACAUGUUUAACUUCCUGGCUUCUCAGCACAGACAGCUUCCUGACACUGGGCCUUAUGACGAUGAGGAAGAUGAGGUUCUUUUGAAGUCCACAAGACGGGCUACCAGCUUGGAGUUGCCUAUGGCCAUGCGCUUCAGACAUCUGGAAAGAACAUCCAAGGAGGCGGUCGGCGUGUACAGGUCUGCUAUCCACGGCCGUGGUCUCUUUUGCAAGAGGAACAUCGAAGCGGGGGAGAUGGUUAUCGAAUAUGCGGGCAUCGUCAUUCGCUCAGUGCUCACUGACAAAAGGGAGAAGUACUACGAUGGCAAGGGCAUCGGCUGUUACAUGUUCCGCAUUGACGACUUUGACGUGGUGGACGCCACCAUGCACGGCAACGCGGCCAGAUUCAUCAACCAUUCAUGUGAGCCUAACUGCUACUCGCGGGUGAUCAACGUGGAAGGCCGGAAGCAUAUCGUCAUCUUCGCACUUCGGAAGAUUUACAGAGGGGAGGAGCUCACGUACGACUACAAGUUCCCCAUCGAAGACGCCAGCAGCAAGCUCAACUGCAACUGCGGGGCCCGGCGAUGUCGGCGCUUCCUCAACUGAGAAGCUGGGAGGAUCCCGUCUACUAGUAAGCCUUAAAUUUAGGGACAUUGGGUUCAGGAAGGCGGCAGGCUGUCUGCAAGGAAUGGCAAGCAGCCACUAAGAGGCCGGAGGGGUAUAUAUUUGGCAGGCCAGAAUUUUGGACAUUUUUGUGGGUGUUAGAAGGAGGCGGAGGACGAGCACAGUUCACAUCAGGCCGCUCACACAGCAGCAUCACAACAGCAGUAAAUGUGAUUUUCUUGUUCAUGAUAUUCAAACCUGAUGUUAGAAUUGUUUGGGGUUCCUCGAUCUGUAUGGAUGACACCCAGAUAAUUUCUUUAAAACACACGUUAAGCCUUAUCUGUUAAAGUCAUUGCUCAAAAUCUGUUGCGAGGUUUUGAGACUCCCUCUAUGUUUUAUUCAUUUUGGGUGGGAAGUGGGGGGGGUUUUCCGUCUGUCCGUCCUUCUCCAUUACACUUAAUCACGUUCUCUCCAUUCUGUAGUGAUGCAAUCUUUGCCCCAUUCAUGCCGUAGUGAGGUCAGUUCUUGAGCCAUACAUUUACUCAAACUUUUAUUUGUGUGUUUUAUCUCACAUUUAACACUUUUCACGAUGGUAAUAUUUUUACUUUUAGAUUUUAUUUCAUUUUUUCGAAAUAACAAAACAACCAUGGUGCUAAGCUUGGGACGUUCUUUAACUUCUUUAGUUGGACAAAAGUGUCCCUCACAUCAGGAAUUGUUUAUCUGUUUAUUCACCCCGCUGAGACCAUUAAUCCAAUAAUCAGAGUACGUAAAGUGUCGUCAGUUUCACACUUUGAAUCAUUGGUGUGCUAUUUGUCUUUCUCCCUUGCUGAUUUCAAAAUAGUUAGCUAUGUAACGGUUUCAAUUGGUGACAGUGUCAUAUUUAUAAAGACAGGAACUUGUCUUUAAGGUGUGUUUUUCUCUCUCGAUGUACAGACUAUGUAGCAAACACUACCCAAGCCAAAAGUGAAGAGUUGUGGUGAAUAUCACUUUUUAAAAUAUAUAUUUUACUACUGUCAUGCCAGAUGCUCAUCACCUAUUGCAAUAAGACGUUGCUGCCCGACAGUUGCACACAAACGACCAUCAAACGUAAAAAUUAUUUUCAUCUACAGUUUAUUAAUCAGGGAGAGCACUGGUUUAAAGCAUCGCCACUGAGUGUAUAUUUAGCUCUCGCUGAGAAUGUGGCGCACAGACUUUUGAGGUGUUGCAGGAACACAUUCAGUCUGAAACGGAGCCGAGAAAAUGCACUGGGCUCCUGUUUGAAAUGAUGUUCAAUUGUUGUUCUUAGUUGAUGUUUAGUGCCGCUGCGAGACUAAUCUAAUUCACACACUGUUCAAAUUGGUAGUUAUAUUUAUUCAUGUUUUGAGUUAUAUUUUUAAUGGUAAAAGGUUGUGCUUUGUAAAAACGGUGACGGUC
Molecule: messenger RNA, 12889 nt
Organism: Gasterosteus aculeatus aculeatus (three-spined stickleback)
Lineage: Eukaryota; Metazoa; Chordata; Actinopteri; Perciformes; Gasterosteidae
Gene: kmt2bb
Product: lysine (K)-specific methyltransferase 2Bb
Biological process (GO): positive regulation of DNA-templated transcription
Cellular component (GO): histone methyltransferase complex; nucleus
Molecular function (GO): DNA binding; zinc ion binding; histone H3K4 methyltransferase activity
Source: RefSeq, a predicted model, not a curated record